This is a messenger RNA of Harpegnathos saltator (Jerdon's jumping ant), 907 nucleotides long. RefSeq names its product mitochondrial ribosomal protein L55 (gene mRpL55). Gene Ontology annotation, biological process: translation. NCBI's taxonomy places the organism in Eukaryota, Metazoa, Arthropoda, Insecta, Hymenoptera, Formicidae. The transcript is spliced from 2 exons. Bases 162 to 491 code for a protein of 109 amino acids. Gene Ontology annotation, cellular component: mitochondrial large ribosomal subunit. The record is from RefSeq and is a predicted model, not a curated record. Gene Ontology annotation, molecular function: structural constituent of ribosome.
AAAACGAGACAUAUCGAUAAUCGCAACUCGAUUGUCGGCAGCGCACGUGACCGCCGAUUCGUCGCGAGAGUCGUACGAGAACACCACGUGAUAUCUCUGCUCAGCCUGCAUAGAGUUUGUUGUCGCGUUAAGUCGUUGAUCUCGUCGGUCGCACAGUCAGAAUGAGUAUCGCUUUCUUUGCGCGAAUUGGCAACUCUGCAGUAGGUCUCAGCAGAAACCUAAAUUGCUGGACAGCGGCAAUCACAAAGAAGCAUAGAAAGAUAUAUGAACGAAUGUAUCCUACGAAGCUUGUUUUCUCAGAUGGAAGCAGUAUAGAUAUUGAUUAUCAUGAGCCAAGAAAGAUAAUAAUUCUCCCGCUGAAUCUCGCUGAACUAACACAGGAGCAACAAAAAGCCAGAAUUGAAAUGCGUAAAUCAAAAAGUAAAAUAAUAAUAGCUGAAGAAAUAGAGGACACUUUUGAUGAAAAUAGAUAUUUUAAUUUUAAGAAGUGAACUCCGUAGUGUUUCUGAAAUUUGUAUUAUACAUAUUAUGCAGAAGUACAAAACAAUAUCCUUUUUGUAUUUACAAGAAGAGAUCCUGUUUGUAUCUGCGGUUUUCCAUAUUAUCAUAAUUGUUUUAUAUACGGUUCUACUAUCAUGUGGAACAACAGAUGUAAAUAUUAUUUUUAAAACCAUUUGUGAUAUAUAUAUAUAUAUAUACCAUGAAAUAUAAUGGUGGUGAAUCUAAUCUUAUAUGAUAAUCGUAAAAUAGAAUGAAUUAUGUUUGUAGUGAAAUAGGAUAGCAUUAUAUGCAUGACACUAAUACCGUAUAAUGAUAUAAGCAUCAUUAUUCUAUGAACAGAUAAUAUUCACGCUCAUGUAAACAUAUAUAUGACAGCACCACAAAUAGAUACCACAAUGAGAUCGCA